GUGGACACGUCUCACCCUCCAGUCUCCCACGCGUCCUUCUCCAGAGGCCGGCGGGACUGACAGACUGACCGAGGGACUGACGGGUGGAGAUGGCGGCGCUGAGCCUGACAGUGAAUCCUGUAGACCCUCCUCUCGGAGCUUUGUUGACAAUAGAACAUGUUAAAGACAAUGUCAAAAUUUCAAUUGAUGAAGGAAAAGAGAAUAUCCUUCGAGUUUCUGACAAUGUUACAUUCACUGACGUGAAUUCUAUACUUCGCUACUUGGCCAGAGUUGCAACUUCAGCCGGGUUGUAUGGCUGUAACCUGAUGGAGCACACUGAAAUUGACCAUUGGUUGGAAUUCAGUGUUACAAAAUUAUCUUCUUGUACGUUGUUUAAUACAGCAGUAAGUGAACUUAAUCACUGUCUGUCACUGAGAACAUACUUAGUUGGAAACUCAUUGAGCUUAGCAGACCUGUGUGUUUGGGCCACACUAAAAGGAAAUAAUAAAUGGCAGGAGCAAUUGAAAGAGAAUAUGGCUCCACUUCAUGUAAAACGCUGGUUUGGCUUUCUUGAAGCUCAACGUGCAUUUCAGUCAGUUGGUACCAAAUGGAAUGUUGCUGCACCAAAAAUCAAAGUGGCAACCGAAAAGAAACAGGAUGUUGGAAAAUUUGUUGAGCUUCCAGGUGCAGAGAUGGGAAAGGUUGUGGUCAGAUUCCCUCCUGAGGCCAGUGGUUACUUACAUAUUGGACAUGCAAAAGCUGCUCUUCUAAACCAGCACUACCAGGUUAACUUUAAAGGGAAACUAAUCAUGAGGUUUGAUGACACAAAUCCAGAAAAAGAGAAGGAAGAUUUUGAAAAGGUUAUCUUGGAGGAUGUGGCUAUGUUGCAUAUCAAGCCGGAUCAAUUUACUUAUACAUCAGAUCAUUUUGAAACAAUAAUGAAAUAUGCAGAGAAACUUAUUCAGGAAGGAAAAGCUUAUGUAGAUGAUACUCCUGCAGAAGAAAUGAAAGCAGAACGUGAACAGAGGAUGGAAUCGAAACAUAGGAACAAUUCCAUUGAGAAGAAUCUACAAAUGUGGGAAGAAAUGAAAAAAGGAACUCCAUUUGGUCAGACCUGCUGCUUAAGAGCAAAAAUUGACAUGAGUAGUAAUAAUGGAUGCAUGAGGGACCCAACUCUUUACCGUUGCAAAAUUCAACCACAUCCACGAACUGGAAAUAGAUACAACAUUUAUCCUACAUAUGAUUUUGCCUGCCCCAUAGUUGAUAGCAUUGAAGGUGUUACACAUGCUCUGAGGACAACAGAAUAUCAUGAUAGAGAUGAACAGUUUUAUUGGAUUAUUGAAGCAUUGGGCAUAAGAAGACCAUAUAUUUGGGAAUAUAGUCGUCUAAAUUUAAACAACACUGUGUUGUCUAAAAGAAAGCUCACAUGGUUUGUCAAUGAAGGACUAGUUGAUGGAUGGGAUGACCCAAGGUUUCCCACAGUGCGUGGUGUGCUAAGAAGAGGGAUGACAGUUGAGGGACUCAAACAGUUUAUUGCUGCCCAAGGCUCUUCACGGUCAGUUGUUAACAUGGAAUGGGAUAAAAUUUGGUCCUUUAACAAAAAGCUGCGAGCUAUCUGUAAAAAGGUUAUAGAUCCCGUGGCUCCUCGAUAUGUUGCUUUACUACAGAAAGAAGUAAUUACUGUGAACAUACCUGAAGCUCAAGAAGAGAUGAAAGAAGUGGCUAAACACCCAAAGAAUGUUGAUGUAGGCCUGAAGCCCGUGUGGUAUGGUCCCAAAGUGCUCAUUGAAGGUGCUGAUGCAGAGACCUUAUCAGAGGGUGAGAUCGUAACAUUUAUAAAUUGGGGCAACAUUAUCAUCACUAAAAUACAUAAGAAUUCAAAUGGAAAAAUUGUAUCCCUUGAUGGCAAAUUGAACUUGGAGAACAAGGACUACAAGAAGACCACUAAGAUCACCUGGCUUGCAGAGACUGCAAAUUCUUCUCUUAUUCCAGCAGUGUGUGUCACUUAUGAGCACCUCAUUACUAAGCCAGUUCUUGCAAAAGAUGAAGACUUCAAACAAUACAUCAACAAGAAUAGCAAGCAAGAAGAACUAAUGUUAGGGGAUCCCUGCCUUAAGGAUUUGAAGAAAGGAGAUAUAAUACAACUACAGAGAAGAGGAUUUUUUAUUUGUGAUCAACCCUAUGAACCUUUUAGCCCAUAUAGUUGCAGAGAAGCUCCGUGCAUUUUGAUAUAUAUCCCUGAUGGCCACACAAAGGAAAUGCCAACAUCUGGCUCAAAGGAAAAGACUAAAGCAGAAACAACAAAGAAUGAGAUAACUACUUUGAAAGAAAAACCUACACCACCUGUUCAUAAGGAGCUUGAGACCCCAGAAAAUGCUUUGGCCCUUUAUAACAGAGUAUCUGCUCAGGGCAAUGUAGUUCGAGAAUUAAAAGCAAAGAAAGCAGCCAAGGAAGAUGUGGAUAUGGCUGUAAAGCAUCUUUUGGCUUUGAAAGCUGAAUAUAAAGAGCAAACUGGCCAGGAAUAUAAACCUGGAAAUCCUCCAACUGUAGUACAAAAAAAUUCCCCCAUCUCAAACAGUUCCUUUACUACAGACGAUAAGGCUCUUUAUGAUCAAGUUGCUGCACAAGGAGAAGUGGUUCGUCAACUCAAAGCAGAAAAGGCCUCAAAGGAUCAAGUAGAUUCUGCUGUGAAAAUGCUACUAACUUUAAAGGCAGAAUACAAACAAAAGACGGGGCAGGAGUACAAACCAGGUGGUCUCCCUUCAGCUUCUUCUCUUUCUGCUUCAUCUCCUCUUACUUCUUCUAUACCCCCAAAUACAUGCUCAAGUUCAGUAGACAGUAAAACAUUUUAUAAUAAGGUGGCUGAACAAGGAGAAAUAGUCCGAAGACUGAAAACUGAAAAAGCUUCAAAGGAUAAAAUUGAUGAAGCUGUGAAACUGUUACUUUCCUUAAAAGCUGAGUAUAAAGAAAAAACUGGACAAGAAUACAAACCUAAUCAACCUCCAUUUCAGAGUUUGGUUUCAAGUCCAACUAAAAUCAUUGAAAUCAGUGGUCCUGACACACCUGAAGCUAAAGCGUUGUUUGACCGAGUGGCUGCCCAAGGAGAUGAAGUUCGGAAACUAAAAGCUGAAAAAGUCACCAAAGAUAAAGUAGAUGCAGCUGUACAGGAACUUCUUCAGUUGAAGGCACAGUACAAGUCUCUGACAGGAGUGGAUUACAAGCCACUUUCUGCUACUGGGACUGAAGACAAGGAUAAAAAGAAAAAAGAAAAGGAAAAUAAAUCUGAAAAACAAAAUAAGUCACAAAAACAAAAUGACAAUCAAAAGAAAGAAUCUUCUAAGGACCAAGGCAGUGGAAUGUCUUCAAGUGGAGCAGGAGAAGGUCAGGGACCUAAGAAACAAACCAGAUUGGGAUUAGAAGCAAAAAAAGAAGAAAAUCUUGCAGACUGGUUUUCUCAAGUAAUCACAAAAUCAGAAAUGAUUGAGUACUAUGAUGUGAGUGGCUGUUAUAUCCUCCGUCCCUGGGCCUAUUCCAUUUGGGAAGCCAUUAAAGACUUUUUUGAUGCUGAGAUCAAGAAACUGGGUGUGGAAAACUGCUACUUCCCUAUGUUUGUGUCUCAAGGUGCUUUGGAGAAAGAAAAGACUCAUGUUGCUGACUUUGCCCCUGAGGUUGCUUGGGUUACAAGGUCUGGCAAAACAGAAUUGGCAGAACCAAUAGCUGUUCGCCCCACUAGUGAAACAGUAAUGUAUCCUGCUUAUGCAAAAUGGGUCCAGUCACAUAGAGAUCUGCCAAUCAGACUUAAUCAGUGGUGCAAUGUAGUGCGUUGGGAAUUCAAACAUCCACAGCCUUUCCUACGUACCCGUGAGUUCCUUUGGCAGGAAGGACACAGUGCUUUCGCUACAUAUGAAGAAGCUGCAGCAGAGGUCCUGCAGAUACUUGAUCUAUAUGCUCAAGUGUAUGAAGAACUCUUGGCUAUCCCUGUUGUAAAGGGAAGAAAAACUGAGAAGGAGAAGUUUGCAGGAGGAGACUAUACUACUACAGUAGAAGCAUUCAUUUCUGCCAGUGGAAGAGCAAUUCAGGGAGCAACAUCACAUCAUCUUGGGCAGAAUUUUUCUAAAAUGUUUGAGAUUAUUUUUGAAGACCCGAAGACACCAGGAGAGAAGCAGUUUGCCUAUCAAAAUUCUUGGGGACUUACCACUCGAACUAUUGGUGUUAUGACAAUGGUUCAUGGGGACAACAUGGGUUUGGUCCUGCCACCCCGAGUAGCCUGUGUUCAGGUUGUUGUUAUUCCUUGUGGAAUUACAAACGCACUCUCUGAAGAAGACCGAGAGGCAUUGUUUAUGAAAUGCAAUGAUUAUCGAAAACGACUGCUCAUGGCUAACAUCCGUGUCCGGGUAGAUUUACGAGACAAUUAUUCACCAGGUUGGAAGUUCAAUCAUUGGGAGCUCAAGGGAGUUCCAAUCAGACUUGAAGUGGGACCACGAGAUAUGAAGAACUGUCAGUUUGUAGCAGUCAGACGAGACACUGGUGAAAAGCUGACAAUUGCUGAAAAGGAUGCUGAAAUGAAGCUUCGUGAUAUUUUGGAGGAUAUCCAUGUUAACCUUUUCAAAAGAGCAUCUGAAGACCUCAAAACUCACAUGGUUGUAGCCGAUACAAUGGAAGAAUUUCAGAAAAUACUGGAUUCUGGAAAGAUUGCUCAGAUUCCUUUCUGUGGGGAAAUUGACUGUGAAGACUGGAUCAAAAAAACUACUGCCAGAGAUCAAGAUCUUGAACCUGGUGCCCCAUCAAUGGGAGCAAAAAGCCUUUGUAUACCCUUCAAACCUCUCCGUGAGCUGCAACCUGGAGCCAAGUGUGUCUGUGGCAAGAAGUUAGCCAAGUUCUACACCUUGUUUGGUCGCAGUUACUAGAGAAAAUGGCUAUUGCUGAGCUUUUUUUUUUUUUAAAUAAGACUGACAUCUCAAAAAUAACCAGUUUUAUGAAUUUUUAAAUAAAAUUUCAAAAAGCAGAGCCAUAAGAGACAACAUUGAAAAGGAAAACGUCAUUAUACUCUUAAAAUAGCAGAAAUAAAGACUUUUCUGUGAACAGUUCUAACAAUAAAUAUGUAUUGUGAUCAUACAUUUCUUCA
Messenger RNA from Sarcophilus harrisii (Tasmanian devil), 5104 nucleotides. RefSeq names its product glutamyl-prolyl-tRNA synthetase 1 (gene EPRS1). Lineage: Eukaryota; Metazoa; Chordata; Mammalia; Dasyuromorphia; Dasyuridae. The transcript is spliced from 34 exons. Gene Ontology annotation, cellular component: aminoacyl-tRNA synthetase multienzyme complex; cytoplasm. The record is from RefSeq and is a predicted model, not a curated record. The coding region runs from base 90 to 4886 and encodes 1598 amino acids. Gene Ontology annotation, biological process: glutamyl-tRNA aminoacylation; prolyl-tRNA aminoacylation; translation. Gene Ontology annotation, molecular function: glutamate-tRNA ligase activity; proline-tRNA ligase activity; ATP binding.